This is a messenger RNA of Blepharisma stoltei, 3215 nucleotides long. The record is from the annotation of a GenBank genome assembly. Lineage: Eukaryota; Ciliophora; Heterotrichea; Heterotrichida; Blepharismidae.
AUGUCUAAUCAAGGCAAAAGAGGAUUAAAUUCCGCCUACAUGCGAGCAACCCUUCAAAUGUCCAAAGAGCAAGCUCAAGAGACGUGGCAAUCUCUUGAAAAAUCAAUUUUUUUAAUCUUUGAUUUCCAAAAUUCCAAGCUGAGUUUCGAAGAGUUAUAUCGGAAAGCUUACGAUCUUGUAAUUCAAAAGCAUGGAGAUUUGCUCUACAAAGGCCUUUCUGAGACAAUCCGUCAGCGCUGCCUAGUAAUUUCUGCAAUGAUUUUAUCAGAAGCUCAAAUCUCACUCUUUCCUGUGCUAAACAAAUCAUGAACAGACUUUAAAUACGCAAUGAAUAUGAUCAAAGAUAUUUUGAUGUAUAUGGACCGAAAUUACGUAAAAAGCAAAAACACCAUCCCUGCAUAUGAACUGGGGCUAAAUAUUUUCUUACUUACUUAAUUAUCUGGUGUUUAAGGUGUCUAGUGCCGCAGCCCAAAAGGGCCUAUGGCAAAACUAGUGACGUAGGCGAGCCAUCUUGGCACAGGUAAGCCCCGUCCAAGCCUUCUAUCAACUCCCACUUCACCGGCCUUGCUGCACGUCUCACCCGGCGCGUUGCCGUCGCCCUUGUCGCUCGACUCAGCUCCUGCGCGUGUUCCGCCUAAGGGUCAUCCUCCCGUGGGGAUGUGCUGAGAGGUAAAAGCCCGAAAUCUUAAGUGGACUGAGGAGUGGUUCCUCUGGUUAUCCCCAGAGUUAAACCGCUAUUGCUGUCCAGAAGUCUUCGAGUGAAAACCUAACUAUAAAUAAAAUUCCAUGAGGGGAGAGAAAAUUAGCAGAGCUAAUUUCUCUCGAACCGAAUGCCAUUUUAUUUAUGCUAAAAUAUUUUCAAACAAGAAAUCCUCUAUAGCCCAAACAUAAAAACUAAGAUUUCUGAACUGCUGAUCCAGAGUAUCCAAAAUGAAAGAAAUGGGGAAUUUAUUGAAAAAGAGCUAAUAAGAAGUAUCGCAUUUAUGCUAGUAGAGGUGGGAAUAGGGACGAAAAACGUGUAUAUUGAACUCUUUGAAGACUCAUUUUUAGAUGAAACUAAAAGAUUCUAUGAAAAAGAAGCUGAAGACGCAAUUAUUAAAUUAUCUUGCCCAGAAUUUUUAGGUCAAGCUGAAAAGAGGCUAAAAGAAGAAAAAGCUAGAGUUGAUAGCUAUCUAGAUCCCUCCACAGAAGAAAGGCUACUCCAAAUCGUCGAUCAUUCCUUUAUAGAAAAGCACUCAAAGACUUUAAUUUAUAUGGAAAACUCUGGAUGCCAAAAAAUGAUAGAGCAGAUGAAAAUUGAUGAUUUAAAAAGGAUGUUUAAGCUGUAUUUAAGAGUUCCCUCCUGUCUCCGACAUAUCUCUGACUGCAUGUCUGCCUUUAUCCAAUCUGAAGGUUCUCUCAUAAUCGCUUCUUCAGAAUACAAAAAAAAUCCAGUCGAGCUUGUAGGGGCUCUUCUUAAACUCCGAGAUAUGUUCAAUACCAUCGUAACCCAAGCUUUUGACAGAGACUCUAUGAUGGAAACAGUCAUGAAAAUCAGCUUUGAAAACUGCAUCAACGCGAACUCUAGAACUGCCCAUGCUCUUGCAUUAUAUGUUGAUAAGUUAUUAAAAAAAGACAUCAAAGGCAUGAGAGAAGAAAACAUUGACAUUCAAUUAGACCAAAUCAUUAUUCUUUUCAGGUAUAUUUCUGACAAAGACGUUUUCGAAAAUUUCUAUAAGCAGCUGCUUGCGAAAAGACUUUUGCAGUCACGAUCUUUGUCUGAUGACGCAGAGAAGCUGUUUAUCACGAAGCUGAAAACUGAAUGUGGGUCACAUUUCACGUCAAAAAUUGAAGGGAUGUUUACAGAUAUGAGAUUUUCCAGUGAGUCAGUAGAAGAUUUUCAAACAAAUGGCGAUAUGGAGAUCGAGCCAAGUGUACUUACAGCUGCAUAUUGGCCUUCUGAUGUGGUACUGCCUAUUAGCUUGCCAAGAGAAGUGAUCCAUGAAGCAGAACGAUUCCGAAAAUACUAUUUGGGAAGACAUAGUGGAAGAAGACUCUCAUGGAAAACGAACAUGGGCACUGCUGAAAUCCGAGCUAUACUUGGAAUAAACAGUUCUCGCCAUGAAUUAUUUGUAUCUACCUAUCAAAUGUCAGCGUUGCUUCUUUAUAAUGACCGUGAAUCGCUAGUGUACGAAGAAAUCACUCAAGUGCUGAACUGCUCUGACCCUGACUUUGAAAAGCAUAUGCUGGGACUUGUAAAAGCUGGGAUUUUAGCUAAGUCUACUGCUGGAAAAGAAGUCUCAAUGUCGACUGAGUUCUUUUUAAAUCCUGAGUUUAAAUCUAAACUCUAUAGAGCAGAUUAGAUUAGUGAUGGUUACUUGAAGUCCCCAUUUACUGAAAGCACCAUGCGUACUGCAGGUGAACACUUGUGGGGUGGGCUCGGGCCGAAACCGCCGGUUUCUCAGUAGAGGCAUUUUCCCUCUUGAUCUGGAGACCCGUGAUUUCCCCGGUAGCUUGCAUUUCCAACCCAAGAGUUAGCAUCGCCCAACCCUUAGCUUAGGCCAGAUCGUCUCAUUGAGGGGACCCUUUAAACUGAAUAGAUUAGCCUGAGAGUCUUCCCCUUUUUCUCCGGAUUAUCUCCGAGGAAAAUUCAAUAAGCUUGCAUGCUCGGGAUAGGGCCACAAAGCAGUUUUAGACAAUUAAGUUGCCCUGCGUCUAUUAGACACUGCUCUAGGCCUAGGUGCCGCUGGCAAAAAGAUUCACAAACUGCCGCUCUAGGCCGGGCCAUAAUCAGCGCACUAGUGCUUUGCCUUUCACUUCGAGGCUAGCCCAACCCUUGGCAGCCCCUUUAACCAUAAAGCCUAUGUCGAGAUAUGCAUAAGGACACCCUCCACAGGGAGAACAGGCCGCUUGUCACUGGCCGUUUUAUGUAUAUAAUCUAUAGAGUAAAAGUUCCUGUUUUAGCCAAAAAAGAUAAUGAAAUAUCUACUCAGAGUGAAGUUCCAGAAAUAGUUGAAGACGACAGAAAGCACAUGAUUGAAGCUACCAUAGUUAAAAUAAUGAAAACGAGACGUAAAAUUGAUCAUGCAGGGCUGCUAGGAGAAGUUACCAAAUUAAUAUCAUGGAGGUUUGUGCCAUCGCCUAAGCAAAUCAAGAGUAGAAUUGAAAAUUUGAUUGAAAGAGAGUAUAUCCAAAGAGAUGCAGAAAACCCUAAUUUUUAUAAUUAUGUCGCCUAA